This is a messenger RNA of Trichophyton benhamiae CBS 112371, 279 nucleotides long. RefSeq lists its product as uncharacterized. NCBI's taxonomy places the organism in Eukaryota, Fungi, Ascomycota, Eurotiomycetes, Onygenales, Arthrodermataceae. The transcript has a single exon. Bases 1 to 279 code for a protein of 92 amino acids. The record is from RefSeq and is a predicted model, not a curated record.
AUGUCGACCUCUGCCACCGCCUCCAACGCUUCUAGACUGUCUAUCUUCUCCAGACGAAGCAGCAUGGCCAAGAACUCAGACAACAAGCUCUUCUCCAGCGCCUCCUCGAUGAUGAGUACUUCGUCCAUCUCCAGCAUAGCUGCACUCAAGGCUGCUCUGCGUCGUCAAAAAGAAAACAGCUCCGAGUUGUCAAAGAAGACGACCAGAAAACAAACGACUUGCAUCUCACCCACCACGACCGAAGCUGCGAGAGCCAGUUACUUUGCUCACCGGGCGUGA